Molecule: messenger RNA, 2870 nt
Organism: Sphaeramia orbicularis (orbiculate cardinalfish)
Lineage: Eukaryota; Metazoa; Chordata; Actinopteri; Kurtiformes; Apogonidae
Gene: mlxipl
Product: MLX interacting protein like
Biological process (GO): regulation of transcription by RNA polymerase II
Cellular component (GO): nucleus
Molecular function (GO): DNA-binding transcription factor activity, RNA polymerase II-specific; RNA polymerase II cis-regulatory region sequence-specific DNA binding; protein dimerization activity
Source: RefSeq, a predicted model, not a curated record
UGCUCUUUCUGAUCACAUGUUGCUCAACAGCCCUCCCUCCGGAGCUGCUGUGUGCGGACAGACCUCCCACUCCCUCCCCCAAACCCUGCGCCAGCUCUGGGACCGUGUGGGGAAAGUCCACCGGUCGGACCCGGAGACGGUGCACCAUGUCGGCCAGAGGCAGAGCGGGUCAGACCCACGUCCAAGACUCGUCGGACUCGGACUCAGAGCUGGACGGGGUCCCGGCGCCUCGGCCGUCCGGGUCCGGCUUCGGUUCCGGGCCGUGCGUCGGGUCCCUCCCCCGGAUCCAGGUGAUCCACAGCGGACACUUCAUGGUUUCGUCCCCGCACAGCGACGCGUCUCCGCGGCGGAGGAGAAGGAGCGACUUCGACACAGUGAACCGGACCGGGUGUCAGACGUAUCGGUUCGGACCCCGGAGCUCCAGCCUCAGCAUCGACCCGACCCUCACCCGCCUGUUCGAGUGCAUGUCCCUGGCCUACAGUGGGAAGAUCGUGUCUCCAAAGUGGAAGUCCUUUAAAGGUCUACGGCUGCUGUGGAGGGACAAAAUCCGUCUGAACAACGCCAUCUGGAGAGCCUGGUUCAUCCAAUAUGUGGAGAAGAGGAAGAACCCAGUUUGUGGAUUUGUGAGUCCGUUAGAGGGAUCAGAGGCUGACGCACAUCGAAAACCUGAAGCCAUCGUUCUGGAAGGCAGCUACUGGAAACGGAGGAUCGAGGUAGUGAUUAAAGAGUAUCACAAGUGGAGGAUUUACUACAAGAAGAGGCUUCAGAAGAAGAAGGAUGACAUUCUAUCGAUGCUCCAGGAGGGUCAGAUCUGCCAGGCCAAGCUGGACAAAUGGACCAAUCAGAAGCUCCAGGAGCCUGAAGCGGCGCCGGUGGAGGUCCACAUGUUCGACCUGGACUGUCUCCUGUCUGACAUCUCCGACACCCUGUUCACCAUGACGCAGAAACCGUGUCCGUGGACCAACGACCGACACAACACAUACACCAGUAACGCAGACAUCAUCCAACCCGGUCUGACUCCACUGCAGCCCAAUCUGGAGGAUUUCAUGGAAAUCCCAGAUAUCUUCAUGACCUACCGCAGUCCGUCCUCUGACCACACCCCCUUCUCCGACUGUGGAUACUUCGAGGGCUCGUCCAACGCUGCAUUUGUGCCGGUUCCUUCCCCGGUGGUGACAACCCCCCAGCUGCUCAUCAACACCCACAUGGCUCAGCCCGGUUUGUCAUCGGACAGUUUGUCUCAGCCGUCGUCAUCCAGUUCUCAGCCGGACCAGGUCCAGACCAGGUCCGAGUACCCCCCAGGGCCAAUGCCCUGCGUCCACCAGUCGUACCCAGACACCCCUGUUUCCAUGGCAUUCAGUGGCGGCGUGGAUCAGCCGGGCGCCGCCCCCUUCCUGUAUCCGCUGCCCUGCCAUAAGUUCGGCUACUACUCCCCAACCGGCGUGACCUCCACCGUCAUCACCCACACCGCCUCCUCCCUGGGGGCCCCAGCGUAUCCCUCCCACCCCAUGGACGCCUUCACCCCGCCGCCCUACCCUCCAGCCGCUGUGUCCGACCCGGUUCACGCCCCACCCCACCCUGUCGGCGCCAGCCACUGCUUCACUGUACCCGAACAGGUGGCAGCCACCGGGGGGGGAGGGGUCAGGGGGAAAUACAAGCAGAAGACAGGAGGGGUGAGCGCCGUGGCCCCGCCCACCAGCUGCCUCGCCAAACUGCUGUCCUCCGGCACCCGCGAACGGAAACCGUCACUGGGGUUCGACGCAGCGUUGGUCACAACCAAAGGUCAAAGGUCAUUGUCUCCCGGGUCAGCGUCCAGCGGGGCCGUUCAUCCUUCGACGACGACGCAUCACAGAGCCUCGUGGCCUUCAGGGAUCCCGGUGUUAACGCCGCUGCAGGGCCAGAGCGCCGUCCUGACCCACGGCCCCACCUCCACAGGCACCACGGUGUCUGCCCUCCUCAACCACAGCUCCGCCCAUGGCUCCACCCACACCAGCACCGCCCUCCUCAUCCCCAAAACAGAGAAACUAUCCCCGGUCCAACUGUACAGCAGCGAAAGGAGUGGUUUAACAGUUAAUUUUUCUGCACAUCCAGGCCAAACGUCCCCACCCAACCUUUUGGACAAAACCUCCAACCCAGAGUCUCCACACUCAGGGUUCUCAGCACACGCAAAACUGGAAUCAACUAAGCAAACAGAGACCAGACGGAUAACCCACAUCUCAGCGGAGCAGAAACGCCGCUUCAACAUCAGACUGGGAUUUGACACUUUACAUAACCUGGUGACAACACUCAGCUCUCAGCCCAGCAUCAAGAUCAGUAAAGCCACCACCCUGCAGAAGACGGCCGAGUACAUCAGUAAGAUGCAACAGGACAGAUCUCAGCUCCAUGAGGAGGCGCAGAGGCUCCGAGAGGAAAUCCAACUGCUCAACUCAGCCAUUAAUGUUUGUCAGCAGCAGCUUCCGGCCACCGGCAUUCCCAUCACACGACAACGCUUCGACCACAUGAGGCAGAAGUUCCGAGAGUACGUCCAGGCCCAGACGCUGCAGAACUGGAAGUUCUGGAUCUUCAGCAUAAUCAUCGAGCCCCUGUUCGAGUCGUACAACGGGAUGGUGUCGACAGCCAGUGUGGAGGACCUGUGUCGCUCCACCCUGUCGUGGUUGGACCAGCACUGCUCGCUGCCCGCCCUGAGGCCCAUGGUCCUGAGCUCACUCCGCCUCCUCAGCACCACCACCACCAUCCUGACCGACCCUGCUCUCCUGCCCGAACAGGCCGCCCUCGCUGUCACCCAGGGCAACGCAGCGUCCGCCCUGGACCACUCCUUACAACCACCAACUCAGGAAAACAUCCACCCAAUGUGAAGCUCCGUCACAGAGACU